Messenger RNA from Phyllostomus hastatus (greater spear-nosed bat), 5363 nucleotides. It is a transcript of the gene LATS2, whose product is annotated as large tumor suppressor kinase 2. The coding region runs from base 411 to 3548 and encodes 1045 amino acids. The transcript is spliced from 8 exons. Gene Ontology annotation, biological process: G1/S transition of mitotic cell cycle; hippo signaling; positive regulation of apoptotic process. Gene Ontology annotation, molecular function: protein binding; ATP binding; protein serine/threonine kinase activity. NCBI's taxonomy places the organism in Eukaryota, Metazoa, Chordata, Mammalia, Chiroptera, Phyllostomidae. Gene Ontology annotation, cellular component: nucleus; spindle pole. The record is from RefSeq and is a predicted model, not a curated record.
GGAAUGCUAACAAUGUAGCGAAUGUCCCACUUGGGUCGGCGCGUCGGAGCGGCGGCGCGAGCACCCGAGAAGAUGGAGCUACUGCUGUCCGCGCCGCCGCCCGGGACGCCCGAGUCCCCGCGGGGUCACCAGCCGCUGCCACCACCGGCGCCGGGUCCCCUGGCGCGCCAGGGCUCAGAGCCACGGACGAGGGCGCCCCCACGGCGGUAGACCGAGCCGAGAUGGUGUUUCUCAUCAAAAUGAAGGCUCUGGAAACUUUUGGGUUCUCUAUAGAAAUUAAAGGAAAGAAAAUGUUUAAAAGGAAAUUAUUUUGAAACUAUGUUUACAACUAACUGAUAUCUGCUCACAGUUUUUACAAAUAAAACUCUUUAAGAAGAUUGUAUUUAUGGUAAGAGGAAACUGGACUAACAAUGAGGCCAAAGACUUUUCCUGCCACAACUUACUCUGGAAACAGCCGGCAGCGACUGCAGGAGAUUCGAGAGGGGCUGAAGCAGCCCCCCAAGUCUUCCACUCAGGGGCCACCUGUAGGACCAAGUGACACUUCCUUGGAUACCAAGGUCCUGGGGGGCAAGGAUGUUGCCCGGCAGCAGCAGUCAAGAGCUGCCCCAAAGUUCGGCCCCUACCAAAAAGCGUUGAGGGAGAUCCGGUACUCCUUGCUGCCCUUUGCCAAUGAAUCAGGGCCCCCAGCUGCUACAGAAGUGAACCGACAGAUGCUGCAGGAGCUGGUGAACGCGGGCUGUGACCAGGAGAUGGCAGGCCGGGCACUGAAGCAGACAGGCAGCAGGAGCAUUGAAGCUGCCCUGGACUAUAUCAGCAAGAUGAGCUACCUGGACCCGAGGAAGGAGCAGAUUGUGCGUGUCAUCAAGCAAACCUCCCCAGGAAAGGGCUUGGCACCCACCUCAGUGCCACAAAGGCCAAGCUUUGAAGAAGCAGAAGAUCCUUUUCCUCCCUAUCAUCCAAUGAGUGGGGCCUAUGAGGGCAGUGGUGCGCUGGAGGAGGUGCCCCGGCAGUACAUGGACUAUCUCUUUGCUGGCACCAAUCCCCACAGCGCACCUGGUGGCUCCCAGCACCAGCCCAAGGGCUACUCUGCAAGUAUGGAGGCUGCUGGGAUAAACUUCCCCGUGGCUGGGCCUGGAGGUCAAGGCCUCCCCCUGCAGGGCCCACACUACAGGCCACACCUGCCGGUGCCCGGGGAGCCCCUGAGCUACAGUGUCCAGCGCAGCCCAUCCUUCCAGAACAAGGUGCCACCAGAUGCUGUGGGGUAUGCCAGUCUGGCUGCCAAGGGCCCAGCUGGGCAGCCAGGGGCUGGCCACACCUUCCAAGCGGUGGGGGCCACAGCAGGUUUAUAUGUGCUGCACCCACACCACAAACAGGCCCCCCAGGUGCACACGAUGGUACCCCCACAGAGCCUCCUGGCCCCCUCCAGGAAUAGCCUCAAUGUGGACCUGUUUGAAGCUGGCAGUGCCCCUGUCCAACCGUGGCCGGUGCCCACCCUGGCCCGGCGCAACUCUCUGCAGAAGCAGGUGGCAUUCCGGCCCGAAGGCACUGUCCCCAACAGAAGCAGCUCCUUCAACAGCCACCAGCAGCCCAUGGCCAUGGCUUCCCCCAACACCAUCACGGCAGUGACAGCAGCUCACAUCUUGCACCCAGUGAAGAGUGUGCGCGUGCUCCGGCCUGAGCCACAGACAGCUGUGGGGCCCUCCCACCCGGCCUGGGUGCCUGCAACCACCCCAGCACCCGAUGGACCUGACACUACUGAUGAGCACCCCCUACCCUUGGUGGGUGCCAGCCCCUAUCCACGGGAUGUGGAUGUGAGGUGCCCACCCCCGCCUUACCCCAAGCACCUGCUGCUGCGGGGUGUAGCUGAGCAGGUGGAUGUGGAUGUGGACUGCCUGUGUGCAGGGCUGGAGCAGAGGCUGCGGGGAAACCCCUCUGAGCCCCCUGACAGGGGCCACAAAGGCACCAAGGUAGAUCGAGCUGGGAAGGAUAAGAAACUGAUCCAGACAUCUCCUGUCCCAGUUCGCAAACAUAGCCGCGACGAGGAAAAAAGAGAGUCUCGAAUCAAGAGCUACUCGCCCUAUGCGUUCAAGUUCUUCAUGGAGCAGCACGUAGAAAAUGUCAUCAAGACCUACCAGCAGAAGGUCAACCGCAGGCUGCAGCUGGAGCAGGAGAUGGCCAGAGCCGGACUCUGUGAGGCUGAGCAGGAGCAGAUGAGGAAGAUCCUCUAUCAGAAGGAGUCUAAUUACAACAGGCUGAAGAGGGCCAAGAUGGACAAGUCCAUGUUUGUGAAAAUCAAAACCCUGGGGAUAGGUGCCUUUGGGGAAGUAUGCCUGGCGUGUAAGGUCGACACUCAUGCUCUGUACGCCAUGAAGACCCUAAGGAAGAAGGACGUCCUAAACCGGAAUCAGGUGGCCCAUGUCAAGGCUGAGAGGGACAUCCUGGCUGAGGCAGACAAUGAGUGGGUGGUCAAACUCUACUAUUCAUUCCAAGACAAGGACAGCUUGUACUUUGUGAUGGACUACAUCCCUGGGGGUGACAUGAUGAGCCUGCUCAUCCGGAUGGAGGUCUUCCCCGAGCACCUGGCACGCUUCUAUAUUGCAGAGUUGACUCUGGCCAUCGAGAGUGUCCACAAGAUGGGCUUUAUCCACCGAGACAUCAAGCCAGACAACAUUUUGAUAGAUCUUGAUGGUCACAUCAAACUGACAGAUUUUGGCCUCUGCACUGGAUUCAGGUGGACUCACAACUCUAAGUAUUACCAGAAAGGGAGCCACAUCAGACAGGACAGCAUGGAGCCUGGCGACCUCUGGGAUGAUGUGUCUAAUUGUCAUUGUGGAGACAGGCUGAAGACCCUGGAGCAGAGAGCCAAGAAGCAGCAUCAGAGGUGUCUGGCACACUCCCUGGUUGGGACCCCAAAUUACAUUGCGCCGGAAGUGCUCCUCCGAAAAGGGUACACUCAGCUCUGUGACUGGUGGAGUGUUGGAGUGAUUCUCUUUGAGAUGCUGGUCGGGCAGCCACCCUUUCUGGCCCCCACUCCCACAGAGACCCAGCUGAAGGUGAUAAACUGGGAGAACACGCUCCACAUUCCAGCCCAGGUCAAGCUGAGCCCUGAGGCCCGGGACCUCAUCACUAAACUAUGCUGUGCUGCUGACCACCGGCUGGGGAGGAACGGGGCUGACGACCUGAAGGCCCACCCAUUCUUCAUCACCAUUGAUUUCUCUAGUGACAUUCGGAAGCAGCCGGCCCCCUACGUUCCCAAGAUCAGCCACCCCAUGGACACCUCAAAUUUUGACCCAGUAGAUGAAGAAAACCCUUGGCAUGAUGCUAGUGAAGACAGCACCAAGGCCUGGGACACACUCACCUCCCCAAAUAACAAGCACCCUGAACACGCAUUUUAUGAAUUUACCUUCCGAAGGUUCUUUGAUGACAAUGGCUACCCCUUCAGAUGCCCAAAGCCUUCAGGAGCAGAGAUGUCACAGGCUGAGAACUCGGAUUUGGAAAAUUCCAAUCUGGUGGAUCAGACUGAAGGUUGCCAACCAGUGUACGUGUAGACAGACUUGACACUGACACCGAGCUUCCUCAGGCCUGGGUACUUGUGGCUGGUUCCUUAAAAGGCCUGAUGGAAAGUUCGGGGCAGCUUUAUUUUCAGUUAGUUCAUUGAUUACUUCACUUGAAAUUCUAGUCUUCACCAAAAAACCCAAGACAAACAAAAAUGCUUUUUAAAAAAGGACUCCAGUCUAGCAUAUCUUCACUUCUAGAUUCUGGUUGAUAAGGGGGAUGGUUGUAAACAUGGCUUUGAAUCAGCUUUUGAGGACCUUCACUGCAUUGAAAGAAUUUUUUUAAAAUUUAGUACAGUUUAGAAAGAGCACUUAUUUUGUUUAUAGUCAUUUUUAUUACUAAACUAUAGGGAUUAACUCUGACAAAUCGUGCUGCUGUUAUUUUAUACAUACAUUUGUAUUUUAUUACAGCACUUACAUUUAGGAAAAGAAAAUUAAACUGAAGAACGUGAAAAGAAAUCUCUGUGCAAUAACAUAAAAAUAACACUGUUUUGUUGUUACUGAUACCAUUUUAUUCACACAGUGGUUUUUGUUUUAUAUUUUUUUCCCACAUUUAAAAAUUGUGAUAUGUUAGAAGCUGCUUUUUUUAUUGCUUUUUGCAUAUUAUAGUAUAAUAGGCAGUUCGUGAGCAAGGUGACUCCAUGGUGUGACUUCUGAUGUCUGGUGUGUAGAGUGCUGCAUGAGCUGGGCUUUCUGUUAUGAAUGACUGUGUCUUGCCAUUCACAGCAGGUUCUGUGAAGAUGUUUUUAUACAGUAUCUAUAAAUGAGACAUAGACAGUGUGUGAUGACAUGGGUGGAUGACCACUGUGAUUGUAUCCCUUACUGUUUUGUUAAAGAAAUGCAAGUAUGAAACUGAGAAGUGACUUCUGUGUGUGUCUUGGGUAUGGUUGGAUUCUUUGGGGGCUAAAAUUAAGCAUUUGUCAUAUACUAAACUCGUGUGCUUCUAAAGGGAUUAAUUUAGCUAUGCCAAAAAGUUUGAAGUUAAUCAUGGAACUUGGUCUCACCAGUCGAUCCACUCUCUUGUUCUUGGCAUAGCUGACGUGUGGGGUCCAAUAGCUGCCACCAGACAACCCCACCGUGAAGUCUGCCUGCCACCAUUCCUCGAGCCGCUGAGACAGCUGCAGUCUCGCCAUGUUGAAAUUUAGUGAUCUUGGCAUUCUUUCACUUUUCUUUGUUUUGGUGUGCUUUGAAAUGUCAGCCUUAACUUGGUUUUUUAAAAGUACAUUUUCCUCAUCUUUGUAAAACAGCAAGGGUUAUUCAGUGACAUUGGAAUACAAAUAAAAAUGAAGCCAUACCUAUUUUCUUAGAUGUGUAGAUAUAUAUAUAACUACAUAGAUAAACAUAUAAAAUAUUCCUUAUUUCAAAUUAGUAUGAGUCCUAUUUAAAAUGAUUUAUAUUUCAGUGAAAAGUUUAGUUCUCUUGCUUUUUAAGAAUCCAAUGCAUUAUAUUUUCAUUAUAUUAUUCCACAUAUUUUUCCUUGACAUUUUUAGCAUAAUGUAUUCAUUAUUUAGUAUAUAUCUAGGCAGUAACACUUAUAAGUUUAUCAUGUCUAAACUAUAAAAAAAAUUCUUGUGUACUGGUUUACAUUUUGUAUGAAUGAUAAAUCCCAACAUCUGCUGUGCUUGUACCAUGACUGUCAGUAUUUCUGCAACUUUACAGUAAUGCUGUGUUGUUAUUUACAGCGCUCUGACACACUUUUAAGUGGUAGGUUCUUUCUCAGGAACUCAAUUUAACUAUUAUUUAUUGAUAUAUCAUUGCCUUUGAAAAGCUUCUAUUGGCACAAAAUAUUAUUAAAAUUUUGAAUACAAA